Vanrija pseudolonga is the source of this 1067-nucleotide messenger RNA. RefSeq lists its product as uncharacterized. Lineage: Eukaryota; Fungi; Basidiomycota; Tremellomycetes; Trichosporonales; Trichosporonaceae. The record is from RefSeq and is a predicted model, not a curated record. The transcript has 4 exons. Bases 46 to 930 code for a protein of 294 amino acids.
CACUCAACUUGCAACAACUCCAUCACACUCACCACCACCAUCACAAUGCGGCUGUCCUUGCUCGCCCUCACACUCCUUUCAAGCUGUGCGCUCGCGCAGAACGCGACGUCGGACGAGUCGUCGCACAACGCCUCGCCGACGCCAACAGAACACAACAACAACAAUGCGACGACGUCGAUCGCCGAGCCGACACGCACAGGCAACAUCACCGACGCGCCGAGCUCGUCCGCGACCCCGGCCAACGACCGGCCCGGCACCGUCGCCGUCGGCGCCGGCCAGUCGUACGGCCAGGCGACAGCGACGGGCGGGCUCAACGCGACGUCGCCGCUCAACGGCACGAUCGUGUCCAACAUCACGUGGGAGCUGCCGUGCCAGGACAUCAACGCGACCGUCAGCAUCAACGGCACGGUCAUCCCCAUCGUCGGCACGUGCACGUGUAUCCUCAACGGCACGGCCAGCUUCAACGGCACCGCGGUCGGCGGGAAAUGUCCCGACGUGGCCCCGCUGCCGGGGUACGUGCUGCCCGGGUACAGUUGGGACAAGAACGCGACAAAGGUUACGAGCCCGACGAGCAACAGUGGAUGGGUCGCCGGCACCCAGUCAACCGUCGAAUGGACGUGGCCCGCCGACGGCAACCACACGCAGCUCGCGAUCCGCCUCGCGCGCGUCAACACGAGCGCCGACGUCAGCUCAAACUUCUACGCCGUCGUCAACUCGUCCGAUCUCAAGGCCACGCAGGGGAUCACGCCGUUCACGCCCCCCGGCUCAGGCUACUUUAUCCGUAUCCUCAACUACGCCAACCAGAGCAUGGUGUACGCCUCGUCGCCCGAGUUCGAGAUCAAGUCGGCUGGCUCAAAGCCCAGCGGCGCGGCGCGGGCCGCCGCGCCCGGCGCCCUCGCCAUUGUCCUCGCCGUCGCCGCCUUGUUGUAGGCGCCCGCCCGCAUGCGCUGCAGCAGUGCUACACACUUCUUGUCACUCCCCAUGCCCGCCCUGCGCGCCGGCGCAAUCUAGAUCUUUUGUGCUGCCGGCCGCGCUGUGCGCGUACUCCGCCUUCGUUCUCUGCCGUG